CACCACUAUCCACACCACGGGGAUCUUUGGGCCCUUGCAAUACAUUUCUCGGAGCUUGUGCUCUUUGCGGGCUUUGUGCCUAUCUUUCAUCUAUCUUUGCCUCACGCAAGGGCGGGCCUGGUCUUUUGCACCUCGCCUCACAUCAGGAUAUUACGGCACCUCAUCACAUCACUUCAUUACCCGCUGGCUUUUCUGACAGCUCUCUCGACUUUUGGCUCCGGUUCCCAUAUCUUGAAACUGCUCGUCUGUUCGAUCAACUAUCCUAUACUGGUGGAAAGUGAUCAGUCCUUCAUCUUUGCGAACACUCGUGCCACGAUCAUGUCGGGUAAAAAUAUCUUUGCAGAGGAGUUCAAAGGCGUGGACCCGGAAUAUUUGCGAAUUCUGCCACAGGAGUUUCGCCUCACCUCCGAACACAGAAAAGCUAUGCCAUUUUUCUGGUUCAGCUGGAUCAAAUCCUUACCUCCGGAGAGACGGAAGGUCUUAGAGUCAGAUGAGACGCAAUUUUUCAUUUACCUUCUGUGCUUAUUAAGCGACGAUUAUUCUGAAACAUAUUCCGAAGUCGUGGUAUACUUCGACUACUUGAAGGAUUAUGAUAAGGAUACCCGCAAAAACUACCUUGUAGACGAAGAUCUACCCGGGAUACCGAAUAUUGGAUGA
This is a messenger RNA of Periconia digitata, 657 nucleotides long. Lineage: Eukaryota; Fungi; Ascomycota; Dothideomycetes; Pleosporales; Periconiaceae. The record is from the annotation of a GenBank genome assembly.